GCUGCUGCCAAUCAAGGAAUUGCAAUCCAAGAACCUCUAAAUCAGCACAUUCCGAACCAGUUUCCCAAUUUCGGAUUCAACCCGGCUAUCAAUCCGGGUUUGGUUCCGGGUUUGGUUCCGGGGCACAAUUUCAAUCCAGCCUUCGUCCAAGGCUUCAACUUCAAUCAGGGUUACUAUAUCAACCAACCCAACUAUCCCUUCGGCCCCUUACCCAUACGUAUUCCCUGGAAUCAUUUCAAUACUUUAAACUUUAAUCAAUUCGGGUUCAACCCGGCAACUCACGCCGCCUACGCUAUCCCCCUAAACACCUCCAACAUCCCACUCUUUAUCAAUAACCUCAUCCUCCUAGGAUACGUUCCUCUACACUUGAUCGCCUUGUUACCCGUCGCAGGUCAGCAGCUUCCUGAUUUUCAGUUGUUUCAUAACGAUCUCGACCUUGCCAACGAGGAUUGGCACUACAACGGGGGCUUGUUCGAGGAAGAAGAGAUCGCGCAAGAAGAAGAGCUUCAGGACUCCGAGGUAGACGUCGACAGCGAUAUCGACCUAGGCUACUACUUUGACGAACCUGGUCACGAAGAAAUUGUUCCUGAAGUGAUUCCUGAGGUCAUUCCUCAGGUUGUUCCUCAGGUUGUUUCUCGACACGGCGAAGAGGUUAGAGGUGGUCCCGACGAUCAGGUUUCAGCCACAGCUCGUGGUUCUACCGAAGAUUCCGACGAAGAAACAAAGGACAACGAAGAGGACGAGCCCGAUAAAGAUUGCGACCAAGACGAUUCUAAAAGCCAGGACGACUCCGACGAUCGAGACGAUAACAAUCAAGGAGCUGCCCCGUCAGCAAGUUCUGAUAGCGAACACUCUGACCACCAAGGUUCUGACGGUCAGACCUCCAACAAGAAGACUUCGGACGGUGAAAUCUCCGACCCCAAGACUCCUGACAACCCUGGAUCUUCUGGUACUGCCUCCAAAGAAGCUUCCGAGAUGGCUUCUCAGAAUCUGGCCAGCAUGGUAAUUCCGCCUAACCAGUGGCGAUACGCCCGCGCGUGCAUGGUCUGUUCCAUUAUCAUGACGCAAUCCCACUUCCGAGCCGACGGCUGUCCCAACUGUCCCUUCCUAGACCUCAAGGGAUCCCCCGAGGCCAUUGAGGCCUGCACCUCGAGCCAGUUCGAGGGCACUAUGUCGUGUUUCCAGCCGCGCCGUUCUUGGGUCGCGCGCUGGCAGCGCGUCGAUACCUUCGUCCCCGGUACUUACGCUAUCAAAGUAAAUGGUUCUCUGCCGGAGGAUAUCAAAGUUGCCAUGGAGGACCAGGGGAAUACGUACAUCCCCCGCGACGGAAGCGCGCUCGACAUCGACUAGACAGCGAAGGAGGGCGUUACCGGGCAGGGUGGGCGUGCUGCCAAGCAAUCUGCUCAGAACGGGGCCAUUGCACAGGCCAAAGGCAAGGGCAAGAACCAAAAAAAGAAUGCCCAGAGGAAGAAGAAGAAGCAGCUGCAGAAGAACAGUCGGAUGGGAAAGACCGCUGAGCAGCAUGGAAGCGACCAGCAGGGUCAGGGUCAGCAGGCUGAGCAGAACGCAGCUGAGAAGACGGAUGAGGUAAUGGUCGACAUUGGUUCUAGCAUUGCUUGAGAUACCAGACGUUUGCGUUUCGGUUUUCUGCACAGGUUUGAGUUCAUUCUCCCUGGCUUUGCAUUAGGAAAAGGUCGAUGGUGGUACACUGCCAUCGUCAUGGUUCGGUAUAAUCCGGUAUGGCAUCUUUCUACUUAUAGACCUGGCCUCCUUAUACAUACUACUACUCCCUAAGGGUUAUCUCCCCUAUAAUGAUUGUCAUCUUGGCCACGAGUGGUCAUUACUAUCGGAGUUAGUUAGGAGGUAGUUAGGUAAUUGCAUCGCGUUUGCAUUA
This is a messenger RNA of Daldinia caldariorum, 1894 nucleotides long. Its product is annotated as Spt4/RpoE2 zinc finger-domain-containing protein. Gene Ontology annotation, biological process: positive regulation of DNA-templated transcription, elongation; mRNA processing; regulation of transcription elongation by RNA polymerase II. Gene Ontology annotation, molecular function: zinc ion binding; RNA polymerase II complex binding. The record is from RefSeq and is a predicted model, not a curated record. Gene Ontology annotation, cellular component: DSIF complex; nucleus. The transcript has 3 exons. NCBI's taxonomy places the organism in Eukaryota, Fungi, Ascomycota, Sordariomycetes, Xylariales, Hypoxylaceae. The annotation marks the transcript as partial.